This is a messenger RNA of Zingiber officinale, 881 nucleotides long. RefSeq names its product 60S ribosomal protein L17-1-like. Gene Ontology annotation, biological process: cytoplasmic translation. The transcript is spliced from 7 exons. Gene Ontology annotation, cellular component: ribosome; cytosolic large ribosomal subunit. The record is from RefSeq and is a predicted model, not a curated record. Bases 15 to 602 code for a protein of 195 amino acids. Gene Ontology annotation, molecular function: structural constituent of ribosome. Lineage: Eukaryota; Viridiplantae; Streptophyta; Magnoliopsida; Zingiberales; Zingiberaceae.
ACUCUUAAGAUGUCAUGUGCUUCCCCCUCCCGCUGCAGGGGCUCAGAAUCGGAGGUUGCAAAGAAUUAUCUGCAGUCAUGGUGAAGUACUCGAGAGAUCCUUCCAACCCUACCAAGUCUGCCAAGGCCAUGGGUCAUGACUUGAGGGUUCACUUCAAGAACACUCAAGAAACUGCCCAUGCAGUGAGAAAGCUACCUUUAUCCAAGGCAAAACGAUAUCUCCAGGAUGUAAUUGCCCACAAGCAGGCUAUUCCCUUCCGGAGGUUUUGCAGAGGGGUGGGUCGAACUGCUCAGGCCAAAAACAGGCACCCGAAUGGGCAGGGUCGGUGGCCUGUGAAAUCUGCUAGAUUCAUUUUGGAUCUGCUUAAAAAUGCUGAAAGCAAUGCUGAAGUGAAGGGCUUGGAUGUUGAUGUACUUUACAUCUCACACAUUCAGGUGAACCAAGCCCAGAAACAAAGGCGCAGGACGUAUCGGGCUCAUGGAAGGAUCAAUCCUUACAUGUCCUCUCCAUGCCACAUUGAACUCAUAUUGUCUGAGAAGGAAGAAGCUGUGAAGAAAGAGCCUGAGGCCCAGCUAGCUACCACCAAGCCAAGAAAAGCUUGAGCAGCUACAAGUGAGGCAAAUCUUCUCAGAAAUUUGUUUCUUUUUUCAAGUUCUUGUUACCUAAAUUCUUAAUGAGUUGCUUGUUGUGGCUAAUGAGAGAAUUUUGUUGGAUUUGGAUUGCCCUUGCCCAUUGUUUCAGUUUCCCUCUGUUUUGGGUACUAAUUCAAGAUGAAAUUGUGUAGGCUGUAAGCUUGCUGAGUUAAGUUGGUAGUUUUAUAUUGUUGAAGUUUAUUUGCUAAAGUAAUUAAUAUGAAUUAAAUUGUUGGAAUAGUUGUUCAA